AUGGGGCAGUCAUUUUUCGAAGAUAAUCAUAAUGCAACAAUUGUUAGAGUGCUGCUGGUGUUCUUAGUAUCGAUCUUUCUCUUACACUCCACAGAUGCCGGAAUCGGAGCAAACUACGGCACCAUCGCCGACAACUUACCUCCGCCGCCGGAAGUUCUUUCCCUUUGCCAAGAACACAACAUCACAAGCAUUCGAAUAUUCGAUCCGAACCCCUCAAUUCUUGAAGCCCUUUCCAAAGGCUACCGCAAGAUUUCGGUCCUCAUAGGCGUCGUAAACCAAGACAUCCCCGCGAUUGCCAACGACCCCAACACUGCAAAGUCAUGGGUUCAAACCAACAUCCUCAGGUACAAAAAGCUCAACGUCAAAUACAUCGCAGUUGGGAACGAAAUCACCCCAUCUGACGCCGCAAUCGCCCCUAGCGUCGCCCCAGCCAUGCAAAACAUCCAAGCCGCCGUUACGGCGGCGGGGCUAUCUAAAAAAAUUAAAGUCUCCACGGCCCUCAGCACGGCCGUGUUAGGUAACUCAUACCCUCCCUCUGCAGGGCAAUUCAAGCCAGAGUUCGUCCCGUCAUUCAUAACCCCUAUAGUAAAGUUCCUAACCCUAACUCGAGCCCCUCUUCUCGUCAAUGUCUAUCCCUAUUUUGCCUAUAUAAGCGAUCCGGUGAAUAUUAAAUUAGAUUAUGCGCUUUUUACGUCUUCGACGGCCGUGGUGGUUGACGGAGAGUAUCGAUACUACAAUUUGUUCACGGCUAUCGUGGAUGCGUUCUACGCAGCGCUUGAGAAGGUGGACGGUGGAGAUUUGAGGUUGGUUGUGUCGGAGACGGGAUGGCCGUCGGAUGGAGGGAUAGCGACGAGUGUGGAGAAUGCCAAGACUUAUAAUCAGAAUUUGGUGAAGUUUGUGAAAAAGGGGACGCCGAGGAGGGCGGGAAAGGGUAUUGAGACAUAUAUAUUUGAUCUGAUUGAUGAGAAUCAGAAAAGCCCUGAGCUUGAGAAGCAUUGGGGGCUGUUUCUGUCGAAUAAACAGCCAAAGUAUCCCAUAACUAUUGAUGGAAUAUGA
Messenger RNA from Andrographis paniculata, 1056 nucleotides. Its product is annotated as glucan endo-1,3-beta-glucosidase, basic isoform-like. The transcript is spliced from 2 exons. Lineage: Eukaryota; Viridiplantae; Streptophyta; Magnoliopsida; Lamiales; Acanthaceae. The coding region runs from base 1 to 1056 and encodes 351 amino acids. Gene Ontology annotation, molecular function: hydrolase activity, hydrolyzing O-glycosyl compounds. Gene Ontology annotation, cellular component: plasma membrane. The record is from RefSeq and is a predicted model, not a curated record. Gene Ontology annotation, biological process: carbohydrate metabolic process.